CGUUUCAAAUUUCAAAUAAAGACCGCAGGUGUUUGUUAUGGGAAGCCGUCUCUAUCCCCCACGUGACCCACACCUUCCAGACUAAACUAUGAUUCACAUAUUCUCCCUUGCCCCCUAAAUGAACCGUUAUUUGUGUUUACCGACACAUUUUCAAUGUCUAUUCUUUAUAUAUUCACAACAGUUAUUCAUGUAGACCACUAGUCUGAGACAUUGUUUCCAGCUUUAAAAAGUGUUAAAUAAAAAUUGCUGAUGAUUAAUGAUUUAUAUGUUAAUUUAAGAGCAGUUUUAACAGACCGGUCGAAUUUGGGGGAAACAAUUGAAAUAAUAAUAGUAAACAAAACAAUAAAAGAAAGUUGCUGAAGAAUAAACAAUUUCAAAGAAGGGGCUUUAUUGGCAUAUACUGAAUACAAUACAGUGUUGCCAAAGCAUGUUAAGACCACAAUAUAAUCAAUUAAAGUACAAACAAGUAUGCACCUGUACUCUCACUCGCUCGCUCAAGCGCACGUGACAGCGCAAAGUGAAAGUAACUUCAUCUGAGCGGGAGAACAAUGGCUGACGGCCCGGACUUGUUCGAGUGCUCCAUCUGUUUGCAGUUACUGAAUGACCCCGUGACGACGGCCUGUGGACACAGCUACUGUCUGCGGUGCAUCAAUGCCUUCUGGGACGAGCGCAAUACCAGCAGAGAGGAUUACAGCUGCCCCCAGUGCAGGCAGACAUACACAUCGAGGCCUGUCCUGAAGAGGAGCAUACUGGUGGCUACCCUGCUCGAGGAGCACGAGCGGACAGCGAGUCACAACGCUGACGCCGCUGCCGCUGCCGCGCCCGGCGAUGUGCAAUGUGACGCCUGCACGGGGACGAAAAGAAGAGCGUGGAUGUUCUGCCUCGAGUGUUUGGCCUCUUACUGCGAGACUCAUCUGAAGCCUCACUUUGAGGUGGCCACGUUGCGCUCACACAGUCUGAUCCAAGCCUCCGCGAGGGCCAAGGACAGCCUGUGCGGCCGCCACGGCAAACUUCUGGAGAUCUACUGCCGCUCCGAUCAGCAGUUCGCGUGCGUGAUGUGCGUGAUCGAGGAGCACAAUUCCCACGACACGGUGACACUGACGGCAGAACGGUGUGAAACGCAGGCACAACUGGAGCGAGAUAAACGGGAAGUAGCAGACCGAGUGCUGCACUGCGAGAGGAAAAUGAGAGAGCUGAGGCAGGCGGCAGACUCUAUCAGAGAUGCCAAAUGGGCGGUGUGUGAUGACUUUGAGCGACUGUGUGUGGAGCGCAUCCGUAUAUUCGUCCGCUCUGCGGAGAGGAAGAUCUCUGAGAUGAGAGAGAAGUUUGGAGAGGCAGAGAAAGCCGGAGUGGACUGGACCAACGGUCACCUCGGCCAACUGGAGCGUGAAGUGUUGGAGCUGAGGAGGAGAGAGGACGUUCUCGACCAGCUCUCACUGAUAGAGGACCCCAUUCAGUUUCUGAAGGGUUUCCAUGCUCUGGGUGGCCACCCUGUGUUCACACACUGGCAUGAAGGACUUGACACGCUGACCGAGUUUACCUCCACACAAACGGAUAAACUGAUAAAUAUCUGCAGCAAAGAGAAAAAAGAGUUACUCAGUCACUCUAAUGAACAUCUGCUGUCAAAAGUGCCAAAGUUGCCACAGACAAACGCAACCUCCAGGACGGACCUUUUGUUGACGUGUAGCAAAGCCACCGUGGAGCUGGAUCCCAACACGGCGGCCGCAUGUCUUUGCCUGUCCGACGGAAACCGAGCGAUCUCGUGGAGCGACGGGGACCAGGCUCACCCGGAUCACACCGACAGAUUCUCCUUCUACCACCAGGCGCUGUGCCAAGGGGGCCUCGAGGGCAGCCACUACUGGGAGGUGGAGUGGGAUGGUGGCGCUGUCGACCUGGCCGUGUCGUACAAAGGCAUUCAGCGAAAGGGUUCGGGCGGAGGUGCCUGUUUUGGCCACAACGAGCUCUCCUGGAAAUUAACCUGCUCCUCGUCCGGCUGCAUAUUUUGGCACAAUAAUCUCCACAAAGGCCGGAUGCCUCCGGUUCUCUCUCGCAGAGUGGGCGUGCACCUCGACCACGCAGCAGGGCGGCUGGGCUUCUACAGCGUUUCCGGCUCUGACACUUUGACACUGCUGCACCGAAUCCAGACCACCUUCACGGAACCGCUCUUUCCUGGGUUCUCUGUUGAUUUGGGUUCAAUGCUGAAAAUAUGCAAAAUCUAAGCCAGUUUAUAUUUCAACUUGGUAACCACGGGAACCUUGUUCAAUUGUUUAUCUAUCUGAUCAAAGAUCCCACUGUUUUAUAUGAGGUAGUUAAACAGACUUGAUUGUUUCGUUGUAAGACGACUUAAAGAUAAACCAUAUUUCUUCAUUCACUGUUCUUUUUGCUCUAAAAUGGAAUAAUGCUCCCUCGAGCCUAAAUUGAUCAAGUCAGAGCACGUUAACUUGUGACCUGAUUUAUGGUAUGGAAAUAUGUUGGCACAUAGAAUGUGUUGUAUGUUGGAGGACCACAAUGGAAAUAAGCCAUUUCAGGUUUGCUGUUUUAAUUCUUGAUGCUUAUUCUGUAUUUUUACUUGUCAAACAAAGCAACCUAGUAAUUCAAGCAGGAUAUAUUUUCUCUAAUGUAACCGACUCAAAUAAAAGGCCAUGCCAAUGA
Messenger RNA from Pseudoliparis swirei, 2652 nucleotides. Its product is annotated as tripartite motif-containing protein 16-like. Gene Ontology annotation, molecular function: zinc ion binding; protein binding. The record is from RefSeq and is a predicted model, not a curated record. The transcript is spliced from 6 exons. Lineage: Eukaryota; Metazoa; Chordata; Actinopteri; Perciformes; Liparidae. Bases 549 to 2219 code for a protein of 556 amino acids.